ACAGACUCGUGGAGAGAUAUGGAUCUCGCCCAUGCGUAACGCAUUUGGUCUGCUUUUGAAGUACAGUGGGUUUCAAUGCUAUCAACACGUCUGACUGUUUCUCAAGGAGUAUCUUGGAUGUCGCUUGCCAGACAACAGGAGAAAAUUGUACUUGUGAAGAGCGCUCGUCAGUGAAGCGACCCUGAUAUUGAGCAAUGGCUGGAAGAAGAUGCUGCCGUUACAGCAGCACACGCCAAGAGGCUGAAAACUGAAGAAAAGUCAAACAGGGCACAGAGGUUCCAGUCUGGACAAAGACGGCAUUCUAUUUACCUUCAAUUGAUUGUGAGCUCCCGCUGAUCUCCAAUAUUUAAAAUGGGGUUGUCAUGGAAACUGCUGGUGCUGCAAUUAUUCAUAGGGUGCCUUUCAGAAGGCAGCAGUCCUCUGAGACCAGUAUUCACCAAACAGCCGGGAAGUAUUGUGUUCCCUCUACAUCUUAAUGAGCCCAGCCGAGAGGUCACCUUCAGCUGUGAGGCCCAGGGACAUCCACCGCCAUCGUACAGGUGGAAAGUGAAUGACAGCUUCAUUUCCCCUCAACCUGGCUCUCGAUACAGCAUCUCAGGAGGAAACCUGCGAAUCAGCCAGCUCAAUAAAGACGAUGCUGGUAUUUACCAAUGUCUUGCCUCCAACUCUUUUGGGAUCAUUCUCAGCAGAGAGGCUAGCCUCCACAUCGCUUUUCUGGAGGACUUUAAAACCCAGAGAAGGAGUCCAGUAAGUGUGAGAGAGGGACAGGGUGUGGUUCUGCUCUGUGGUCCCCCACCGCAUAUGGGAGAGCUGACCUUUUCCUGGAUCUUCAACGAAUAUCCCUCAUUUGUGAAGCAGGACACUCGCCGCUUUGUGUCACAGAAAACGGGCAACCUGUACAUCGCUAAAGUGGAGCCUUCAGAUGUUGGGAACUACACUUGUGUUGUGACCAAUACAGUGACCCAAAGCAGAGUGCAGGGACCUCCAACACCACUUGUGCUCCGCAGCGAUGGCAUUAUGGGAGAAUAUGAGCCAAAAAUUGAGGUUCAGUUUCCAGAGGUCUUGGCUGUUGCGAAUGGGUUAAUGGUCAAACUGGAGUGCUUUGCUUUGGGAAAUCCAGUUCCUGCAAUAAGCUGGAGAAGACCAGAUGGAGUUCACUUUCCUAGAAAAGUGGACAUUAGCAAGUCCAGUGGGGUGCUGGAGAUUCCUUAUUUCCAACAGGAAGACGCAGGGCAGUAUGAAUGCGUGGCGGAGAACUCCAGGGGCAAAAACACAGUCAAGGGACGACUCUCUUUCUAUGCACCCCCUCAUCUGCUGGAGAACCCUCAGGAUGUACACAAGGCCAUCGACGAAUCGCUGCUGUGGGAGUGUAAGGCAAGCGGCAAGCCCAAACCCUCUUACAGGUGGCUGAAGAACGGAGAGCCACUGGAGUCAUUUGAGGACAGAAUCCAGGUGGUAAACGGGGCAUUGUCCAUCAGCAGUCUGACCCUGUCAGAUGCAGGGAUGUACCAGUGUAUCGCUGAAAACCGACAUGGCCGAGUGUUUGCUAAUGCUGAACUCAAAGUCAUUGCGGUGGCACCAGAUUUCUCCAACAGUGUGCUGAAGGCACAGAUAUUGGCUCGGCAGGGUGGGGAUGUUUUGAUUGAGUGCAGGCCCCGCAUGUCCCCACAUGGGAUGAUCUCCUGGAGGAAAGGCAAAGAAGCCCUGCGAGAGAGCCACAGAGUCUCAGUGUUGGACAAUGGCAGUCUCCGGAUAUCCAACAUCACCAAAUUAGAUGCAGGUCUGUACACUUGUGUGGCAAGAAACCAGUUUGGAGUGGCAAGCAGUGCUGGCACACUCGUGGUCAAAGAGCCAACCAUCAUCAUUUCUAAAGCCACCCAGCUGGAUGUUACAGUCGGGGAGAGUGUUGUUAUUCCAUGCCAGGUGUCUCGGGACCCCUCUCUCGACGUGAGAUUCACCUGGUUUUUCAACGAGCAGUUGAUCAAUUUUGGAAGCCAUGGAGGAUAUUUUGAAAAAGUUGGUGGGACAUCUGCUGGUGACAUAAUGAUUCGUAACAUUCAGCUAAGGCAUGCAGGAAGGUACACAUGUGCCGUACAGACUAAAGUGGACAGUGCGUCUAUUGCAACAGAUGUGGUGGUACGAGGUCCCCCUGCCCCACCGCUGGACAUCAGGGUUGAUGAGGUCACAGAAACCACAUCCUUUGUGUCCUGGAAACCAGGCCCUGAUAACCACAGUCCUGUCUUUGCAUACAACAUUCAGAUCAGAAGCCCCUUCUCUCUCGGCUGGCAGGCUGCCAAAACAGUUCCUGAGUCUCUGGGAGGAAACCAGCUGACAGCUCGUGUGGUGGAGUUGAGUCCAUGGGUUGAAUAUGAGUUCAGGGUCUUGGCCACUAACUCCAUAGGCACCGGGGAACCUAGCAAGCCCUCACAAAAAAUCAAAACCAAAGACACAUUGCCAAGGACAACCCCAGCCAGAGUCAGUGGAGGAGGUGGCAGUCGCUUGGAGCUUGUCAUCACUUGGGAGCCAGUUCCAGAAGAAUUGCAAUGUGGUCCGGGAUUUGGCUAUGUGGUGGCUUUUCGCCCUCUUGGUGGUCAGAGCUGGAUGCAGGCAGCUGUGACCUCCCCUGAUGCAUCCCAAUAUAUCUUCAAAAAUGAGAGCAUCCCUCCAUUCUCUCCAUUUCAUGUGAAAGUGGGAGUUUACAACAACAGAGGAGAAGGUUCUUUCGGACCCAUGACCACUAUAUACUCAGCAGAGGAGGAGCCAAGUCGUGCCCCUGGUCGUGUCCAUGCCAAGAGCCUGUCAGCUUCAGAAGUGGAGGUCAGCUGGAAGCCUCUACCAUGGAGUACCAGCAAAACACGUAUAAUGGGCUAUGAGCUGAGUUAUUGGAGUGUGAAGGACAGGCCGGACACAGCCAGUGUGAUGAGGACUGUUGGAAACAAGACAUCAGCUGUCAUUUGUGGGCUGGACCCGAGUAGUACAUACAACAUCAAACUCAAAGCCUAUAACAGUGCCGGCGUGGGGCCUGAUAGUGCUGUGGUCAAUGUCACCACCAGGAGACCCCCACCAAGCCAGUCUCCAGUUAAAGUUAUGUGGAACACCACAGACUCCAAACUCAUCCUAAAGUGGGAUCAUGUCAAGGCUCUGGAGAAUGAAUCUGAAGUUAUGGGCUAUAAGGUCAUGUACAAGCAAAGCAGACAGAGUCAUCCCAGCGUGGUGGAGACGAACAGCACAUCUCUUGAGCUGUCUCUGCCUGUGGAUGAGGAUUACAUCAUCCAGAUUAAACCAGUCAGCGAGGGAGGAGAGGGAAGCAGCAGCAAACAGAUUACCAUCCCCAGGAUAGCAGUUGCACAUGCGAUUGGAUUUGCCCCAGAGAGGAAAUCACUACCAGUUAUUUUAACACUGGCACUCUACGGUACGGUCAGGACUUUAUUAUGACAGAAGAACUAAUCUCUACAGUGGAGAGAACCAUACAAACAUCUACAAGUGGACCCACUUGUCCUUUUUCAGUAUGUUUUACAAACUGAGACUGUUCAUGUGGAAAGUUUUCCUCUGUUUUUUUAAAAGAGGUAGUUUGUUAACCCAGUUUUGAUUACUGACACCAAAGCUGCUGUCGAGACAAUGGUGUAAGAGCUAUUGAAUUGUUUUUGGAUAUUGUUUUUUUUUUUUUUUUUUUUU
Molecule: messenger RNA, 3675 nt
Organism: Myxocyprinus asiaticus (Chinese sucker)
Lineage: Eukaryota; Metazoa; Chordata; Actinopteri; Cypriniformes; Catostomidae
Gene: cntn3a.1
Product: contactin 3a, tandem duplicate 1
Exons: 23
Coding region: 352-3435 (1027 amino acids)
Biological process (GO): axon guidance; cell-cell adhesion
Cellular component (GO): plasma membrane; axon
Molecular function (GO): protein binding
Source: RefSeq, a predicted model, not a curated record